GUCUGCUAUUUUCCAACGAAAAUUCUCAAAUUUCUUUUAUUCCUCUCGUCUUUUUGAAUGAAAAACAACUAUUUAAAGUCUACUAUUUAAAAAGACGCAAUUAAAAAUAGAUUUUAUCAAUACAGAUAAGUGUUGGUAAUCGUAAUUUUAAAAUCACGUAUAGAGUAAUCCCACCCUCUCUUCAACUUUGAUGACGUUUUAUGAAGUAUGAAUCAGCUGACAAAAACUGCGGAUUAAAAGUUAAACUGAACGACGUUUUAAAGAAUUUCUUAAUUCUUAUAAAUAUUCAAGACAUUCAAGAUGUCUUUAAAUACUGCACAUGCUAAUGGGGGAGUGCUUAUCCAUUCAGGAGAGUGCAUUUUACUCUUUUGCGAUAAUGUUUCAAUGGAAUUUCAUGGACAGGAACAACCGGAAUUUCUUGGACGAAAACAUGGACGACUUUACUUGACAACACAUCGAAUGAUUUUUAAUGCCAAAGAUCAGAAGGAAAAAAUGCAAUCGUUCAGUUUUCCAUUUAUCACAUUAUCUGAAGUUGAACUUGAGCAGCCAGUUUUUGGAUCAAAUUACAUUAAAGGAAAAUGCCGAUCACAAGCCAAUGGAAAUUGGAUUGGCGAAUGCAAAUUUAAACUUUAUUUCAAAAGUGGCGGAGCAAUUGAAUUCGGACAAGCUAUGCUGAGAGCUGCUUCAAUAGCUCAACGUAAUGGACCUCAAUCUGAUGCUCCACCUCCAUAUGAGGCACCAACUUCAAAUUGGUACGCUGCUCCUCCACCAGCUUAUCAAGCUGCGCCAACUGGAUAUUAUGGUUGGUCACCACCAACCAACGUUUUUCCAGAUGCUCCGCCAGCAAACAGCGUUUAUAUGACAGACAUGCCACCACCGUAUCCAGGAAUAAAUGCCCAAUAUCAAGGCUACGCGAGCGGAGGAAAUCCCCAGCAACAUGGAGCUUGGGGACAACAACCAGGUUGGACACCGCAACAUCAAAAUGGACAACCUGCUUGGUCUAAUCCAAAUUACAAUAAUCAACAGCCUCCUCAAGCAGAUGCAAAGGCUGCUGAAGCUGCGCAAAGUGCCUAUUACGAUCCUAAUAAACCUCAAUGCGCUUAUGUACCGCCUCCAGCAUAUUAUGAAAGUCCUCCCAGUUUUCAGCAAGCGUCAGCAAAGAAAGACCAAUGAAUUUGUAAGCGUUUCGAAAAAAAUGGAGAAGAAUUACUAAAAAGAAAUAAAAAAGAAGAAAGUCGAUUUAACUAUUUGUUUAAAUUCUCGUAUUAGAUUUUCAAAUGGGCUAGAUAAUAACUUGUUUAUUUAUUUUUUACGACCACUUCACUUUUUACUAAACAUUCCACGAUAGUUUUAAAAAAAAAAGAUAUUUCUCUUUUAUUGCAAAUUUCGCAACAAUUAAAUAUUAGUUCACAAUUUAUAUUUUACCAUUCAAGUUUAAAAACUAAAAAAAUGUUUGUGCAUUAAAGAAUUAAGUUGAAAUUACGAAUAUAAAUUUGUUUUAAGUAAUUUAGUUCUUGCUCAUUUUAUACAAUUCUACAAUUCUAAGUGUUUUAGAGUUAAGUAUGUAUGUGAUAUGUUAGCGCAUUUCGUUUGGUACUAAAUAUAUGUAUAACAAUAUAA
Leptopilina heterotoma is the source of this 1620-nucleotide messenger RNA. It is a transcript of the gene Wbp2, whose product is annotated as WW domain-binding protein 2. The transcript has 6 exons. The coding region runs from base 301 to 1173 and encodes 290 amino acids. NCBI's taxonomy places the organism in Eukaryota, Metazoa, Arthropoda, Insecta, Hymenoptera, Figitidae. The record is from RefSeq and is a predicted model, not a curated record. Gene Ontology annotation, molecular function: chromatin DNA binding; transcription coactivator activity. Gene Ontology annotation, cellular component: nucleus. Gene Ontology annotation, biological process: positive regulation of DNA-templated transcription.